UUUCUCUGUUUGCCCUGAAUCUACUCACAAUCAGUUCAUUAGGUGACCUCAAGUCAUUGCUAAGUGGAGAAAAAUGACUUUACUCGCUUUCUUCAUACAAUGCAUAAUUUUAUGCUCUUACUUUAUCCCGGAAAAACAACAACCCUUCUAGCUGCUAGGAGUGUAAGUUCAGGAGAGUCCUUAAAAAAAAAAAAAAAAGUUUAAAAAUUUUUGUUACAGAAGGAGAUGAAUUAGUAAAAACUUCUGAACUUAAAAAAACACACCACCCUUCUCUUAUGAACAUAUCUCAUUCUGAUGCUAAUAGAUAUCAAAUGAUACAUAGAUGUGGGGUUGGCGGUAGGAUUAUAGAUGUUUCUGUUGUGAAGAAAUCAUUGGUUUUUGUAUUCAUCUCUUUGAAGCCACACUUGAGAAGGUGGGCUGUAUCCCUGGACAGCACUGUCUCUUUAUCACUCUUUGAAGAGCAGGCUGCCAACUCUUGCCUUCUCACCCCUGAAGCAACCUGGGGUGCAGUGUGCACUUAGUCUGCCCUCUUUGGCCAUUUCCACCACAGGGAUGCCUUUACCUUUCUUCCAAUAUCCUGACUGACUGGAAUUGCAAGUACUGUAAAUAAGAAGUUGCUAUCUCUAGCUCCCUCCUGUGGUCAACUGAAACUACUACUUUACUUGAACUUUAGUACUUUGAUUUGAAAUUGGACAUGGUAAUUGUUUUGAUUUUAGAGGCUGAAACAGAUAUACUAGCCAAGGGGCGUCAAACUCAAUUGGGUGGUGGGCUGGAUUUGAUUUGAAUGCACCUCCCAGAGGUGCAUUCACACCUCACACCCACUUCACAUUGCCUUCUUCAGGAGGCCAGAUUUCUUUCUCUGCCCCAGCUACAUCAGAGGUGCACAGCUUGCAGAUCCAUGGGGACAGGGAUGAUGCUGAGUUCAUGGGCCACAUCCUCAAUAGAAGAAGUUUCUCAGGCAGCUCCAAAAGCAAUUUGCUGGUUGCAGCUCUAUAUCUAUAAGGACCGUGAGGUUACCAGAUCCCUGGUGCAGCGUGCAGAGAAAUCAGGAUACAAAGGCAUCUUUUUGACUGUGGACACACCAUUUCUUGGUAAACGCUUGGAUGAUGUACGCAACAAGUUUCAACUCCCUCCACAUCUCAGAAUGAAGAACUUUGAAACAAAUGAUCUGGCAUUUUCAUCUGAGAAGGGCUAUGGAGAAAACAGUGGCCUGUCUGUUUAUGUAGCAGAGGCUAUUGAUCCAUCGAUUAACUGGGAGGACGUGAAGUGGCUCAGAGGACUGACUUCAUUGCCAGUUGUUGCUAAAGGCAUCCUUAGAGCUGAUGAUGCUAGAGAAGCAGUGAAGCAUGGUGUGGAUGGAAUCCUGGUGUCGAAUCAUGGUGCUCGCCAGUUGGAUGGGGUUCCAGCCACUAUUGAGGUUCUACCUGAAAUAGUAGAAGCAGUUGGAGGAAAGGUGGAGGUGUUCCUAGAUGGUGGAAUAAGGAAAGGCACUGAUGUCCUCAAAGCCCUUGCCCUUGGAGCCAAAGCAGUGUUUAUAGGAAGGCCUGCCAUCUGGGGACUUGUCUAUCAGGGUGAAGAUGGUGUGAAGCAAGUUCUUCAGAUAAUGAAAGAAGAGUUCCAGUUAGCAAUGGCACUUUGUGGUUGUCAGAGUGUGAAAGCAAUAGACAGAACAUUGGUACGGAGAGAUCAGUGGGCUGCCUCUAAGAUCUAGAUGUGUUUGCUACCUCUGUUGCCAGUGUCAAAUCAGUUGCUGUUAUCUUCCCUUUUGUAUCAAGGAAUGAGAAUUGCAAAGUGAAUUUUCCAUUACAUUACAGCUGGAUCAAAAUGAAAUGUCCAUGUUCUUUUUGAAAGUCAGAUUGUUUUGUAAAUUCACUGAGGUAUCAUUGUAAUGCCUAAUGUAGACAGUAGUGAGAAGUUAUAGAAAUAUGUUUACAGAUAAAACUUUUUUCCUCUAA
Molecule: messenger RNA, 1955 nt
Organism: Hemicordylus capensis (graceful crag lizard)
Lineage: Eukaryota; Metazoa; Chordata; Lepidosauria; Squamata; Cordylidae
Gene: HAO1
Product: hydroxyacid oxidase 1
Exons: 7
Coding region: 785-1711 (308 amino acids)
Molecular function (GO): oxidoreductase activity; FMN binding
Source: RefSeq, a predicted model, not a curated record